UGGGAGGAGGGUUGGAGAAGUUCGAAGUUGGUCUAGUAGGUAUCUUGGGACGCCUUGCGCAGGCUUGAAGCGUCUUUCUUCCCUCCUAUCGGACGGUCGUCGUCACCGUACCGGUGAGAGGCGAAGUUACACUUCAGGACAACUUGGAAGGCUCCACGUACCGCCUACUAAGAGUGGUCGCGCGUGAAGAGAGAAAGAGAAGAAAAAGGCAACAUUUCAAAGGUUAUAUAAACGAGAACAGCGGCCGUAAAAAAAGAGAAGUGAAUGAAAAGUUAUCGAGUGUAAAAGAUAAGAAGAAAGUGCCCACCAAGGUGUUACUUACGUGUGAAGAUAACGUCGUUGGUUGCAGCUUCAUAGAUACUUACAUUUCUUUCUCCAGGGGAGAAUUGGCGACGAUAACUCUGGAGGAAAAGUUUUGAGCGCGCGCAAAUCGCGGUCGCAGGGUAGACGAUCGCAACAGAGAAAUAUAAUCCAAGUGAGAAGGUUUUUUCUACAGCCUUCAAAAUAUCUCUUCCAAAAUUCCCCCUCCAAGAAGCCUCAAGUAUGGUGCUCUGUGGCACAGAUCCAGAGAGAAGGGCGAGCAAGGAGAUUGAAAAGCAGAUAAGCAACUGGAGCAAGGAGUAUAAGAAAGCGAUCAAAAUAUUGUUAUUAGGAGCUGGCGAAUCGGGCAAAACCACCAUCAUAAAACAAAUGAAAAUCAUCCACAUAAGUGGCUUCUCUUCCGAGGAAAAGAAAGAAAAAGCCGACGACAUUCGAAGCAACGUCUUGGAAGCAAUUACGACCCUGAUCAAGAAUAUGGCCAGAAUGAACAUACAGCUGGGACUUGCCGAGAACGAAGAAUCUGCCAACUUUAUUAGAAGCAUCAAUAAAGAAGAUUUCACCUUUUCCCAGGAAUUCUACAGUCAUGUAGAAAAACUCUGGAGAGAUCGGGGCGUUCAAGAAGUUUAUUCGAGGCAUAACGAAUUUCAGCUCAUAGACUGCUCGAAAUACUUUCUCGACAAAGUAGAAGUGGUAAGACUCCCCGACUACGAGCCUUCUAUACAGGACAUCCUCCACAGUAGACGACGCACCACAGACAUUCAGAAGAUUGAAUUCGAGGUCAAAGUUCCCAGGAAGUAUGGUGGGGGAUCCCUCAAUUUCUGGGUGUUCGAUGUCGGAGGCCAAAGAGGAGAAAGGAAGAAAUGGAUACAGGUAUUUGAUGGCAUUCAGGCGGUGCUGUUUCUGGUGGCCUCGAGUUGCUUUGAUUCGGUCAUUGAGGAGGAUGAAGAGACGAAUCGCCUUCAGGAGUCCAUCAACAUCUUCAAAAGUGUCUGGGCUUCAAGGUUCUUGAAGGAUUCUGGUUUCAUCGUGUUUCUCAACAAGCAAGACAUCCUGCGGGAGAAAAUCGUUCACCAGCAGAAGUCGAUAGCGAAAUACUUCCCAGAAUAUGACGACUAUAAACUGGACAGCAGAGAUCGAGUCCCCACCGAAGAUGAAGAGUACCUCAGAACACGAUGCUUCAUCAGAGACAAAUUCAUGGACAUUGCAUCGCAACCAGUGCAAUGGGAGGGCAAGAAGGUCACCCCAGGAAUGCCAGCUUUGCCCAACGACAAAAAGAAGGGGGAAUGUUACUGCCACUUCACCACAGCGACAGACACCAACAAUGUCAAACUCGUUUUUGAUGACGUACACAACAUGAUCAUCAUGUGGAACCUGCAGGAAAUCGGCAUCAGCGUAUCCUAACCAACCUUAGAACACCUCAGUGACACUUGUCGUCGGGUAAUCGUUCAUUCUGGGCUCUGUCUUCAAGGGGCCUUCUUGCAAUACAUUACUUGUCGCGUGUCACUUGAUAUCUUCCAGUUCUUCGGCGCUUCUUGAUAUUCCAGCGUGGAUUCGACUGAUUUCUUGCAGGAGAAUUAAAGUCUUGAUCGGUCUCUGCUAUAUCCGGCAUCAAUCACGAGCAGAGAAAACUGUUAGCAAUAAAAACAACUUUCCAGAACGCCAAUCUUAGACAACAUUCCCAAUGAUCGGAUUUUUUUUUUUUUUAGGGGGGGGUGGGGGGGGUUGGGGUUGUGGAUUUGUUUCUGUAAAAUGUGAUUCUUUGAAGAUUCCAUUUUUCUCUUCCUUAGCUUCAUUUGUAGAACUUUAGCGCGAAAGGAUUUAGAUUUAAUACCUAGAUGUUAUAUGUUCUUGUAAUAAAGGUGUAUAGAAACGCA
Macrobrachium nipponense is the source of this 2195-nucleotide messenger RNA. RefSeq names its product guanine nucleotide-binding protein G(s) subunit alpha-like. The transcript has 10 exons. Gene Ontology annotation, molecular function: G protein-coupled receptor binding; GTPase activity; G-protein beta/gamma-subunit complex binding. The coding region runs from base 544 to 1722 and encodes 392 amino acids. Gene Ontology annotation, cellular component: heterotrimeric G-protein complex. NCBI's taxonomy places the organism in Eukaryota, Metazoa, Arthropoda, Malacostraca, Decapoda, Palaemonidae. Gene Ontology annotation, biological process: adenylate cyclase-activating dopamine receptor signaling pathway; sensory perception of chemical stimulus. The record is from RefSeq and is a predicted model, not a curated record.